Messenger RNA from Gymnogyps californianus (California condor), 1403 nucleotides. RefSeq names its product carbohydrate sulfotransferase 1 (gene CHST1). Gene Ontology annotation, cellular component: Golgi membrane. Gene Ontology annotation, biological process: keratan sulfate proteoglycan metabolic process; carbohydrate metabolic process; N-acetylglucosamine metabolic process. Gene Ontology annotation, molecular function: N-acetylglucosamine 6-O-sulfotransferase activity; keratan sulfotransferase activity. The record is from RefSeq and is a predicted model, not a curated record. The transcript has a single exon. NCBI's taxonomy places the organism in Eukaryota, Metazoa, Chordata, Aves, Accipitriformes, Cathartidae. Bases 1 to 1260 code for a protein of 419 amino acids.
AUGCAAUGUUCCUGGAAGGCUGUCCUCCUACUAGCCUUGGCAUCCAUUGCGAUCCAGUACACAGCAAUCCGGACCUUCACCGCCAAGUCCUUCCACAGCUGCCCUAUCCCCAACCCUGUGAACUGCAACCUGAGCCAGGACACUGAUGCGGCUGACAGGCUGUGUGAUGAGAGCCCCACUUUCUCGUAUAACCUCUCCAGGAAGACGCACGUCCUCAUCCUCGCCACCACCCGCAGCGGCUCCUCGUUUGUCGGGCAGCUGUUUAACCAGCACUUCGAUGUCUUCUAUUUAUUUGAGCCCCUCUACCAUGUCCAGUACACCCUGAUCCCAAAGCUGACCCAGAGCAAGAGUACAACGGACAGGCGGGUCAUGCUGGGGGCCAGCCGAGACCUGCUGAGGAGCCUGUAUGACUGCGACCUCUACUUCUUGGAGAACUACAUCAAACCCCAGCCUGUCAACCACACCACUGACCGCCUCUUCCGCAGGGGAGCCAGCAAGGCCCUGUGCUCGCCGCCCGUCUGCGAGUCCCUGGGAGCCAUCGACCUCCACCUGGAGGAGGGAGACUGCGUGAAGAAGUGCGGGACCUUGAACCUGACGCUGGCCACCGAGUCCUGCAGAGAGCACGGGCACGUGGCCAUCAAAACCGUGCGGGUGCCCGAGGUCAGCGACCUCCGGGCCCUGGUGGAGGACCCGCGGCUGAACUUGAAGGUCAUCCAGCUGGUGAGGGACCCCCGGGGAAUCCUGGCGUCCCGGAGCGAGACCUUCCGGGACACGUACCGGCUGUGGAGGAUCUGGGAUGGUACUGGCAGGAAGCCGUACAACCUGGACGUGACCCAGCUCACCACGGUGUGUGAGGACUUCUGGAACUCCGUGUCCACCGGCCUCAACCGGCCACCGUGGCUCAAGGGCAAGUACAUGCUGGUGCGGUAUGAAGACCUGGCCAGGAACCCCAUGAAAAAGACCGAGGAGAUCUACGACUUCCUGGGCAUCCCCAUGGACAGCAACAUUGAGCGCUGGAUACAGAACAACACCCGAGGAGACAGGUCCUCCUCCAAACACAAGUACGGGACGGUGCGCAACUCAGCGGCGACAGCGGAGAAGUGGCGGUUCCGGCUGUCCUACGAGAUCGUGGCGUUCACCCAGCACGCCUGCCAGCAGGUGCUGGCACAGCUCGGCUACAAAACCGCUGGCUCCGAGGAGGAGCUGAAGAACCUUUCCAUCAGCCUGGUGGAGGAGAGAGACUUCCUGCCCUUCUCCUAAGGCAGCCCCGGGGGGGCUCGGUUUUGAUACGGACUGUUUCUAACUGUUGCCUUAUUUUUUUGUUUUGUUUUGUUUUGUGUGUCUCCCCCCCACCCCCCCACCCCUUCCCUCUCUCGUCUUUUUCUCUCCAAAAUUUGCACUAA